Pocillopora damicornis (cauliflower coral) is the source of this 2075-nucleotide messenger RNA. RefSeq lists its product as uncharacterized. The record is from RefSeq and is a predicted model, not a curated record. Gene Ontology annotation, biological process: Notch signaling pathway. Lineage: Eukaryota; Metazoa; Cnidaria; Anthozoa; Scleractinia; Pocilloporidae. Gene Ontology annotation, molecular function: calcium ion binding; Notch binding.
AUGAUACUGUUCUCACCAGCCGUUGGUGAUCCUUCAAUGAGUAAGGUCCUAACUUUUAUAUGGAUUUUCCGUUUUGGUGUACUGGUGUAUGGAGACGAUUGCCGAGUGAUUCAGUUUAAAGCAGGAACGAAAAACAAGAUCUUAACAAAACACGUCAUAAGAAGUGAACAAGCAAAAGACAGGGAUAUCUGCGAGUUCAAAUGCUACUUUGAACCAAACUGUGUGUCCUAUAACUAUGGUCCUCUGGGAGAUGAAGCAUUCACAUGCGAGCUAAAUAACAGAACUCAUUUGCAAGUCUCUCCCAGUUACUUCGAAUAUAGGAACGGCUCUUUAUACAGAGCAAUCAUUAAUUCCUGUGAGAGCAAUCCGUGUGUUAGUCACUCUACAUGUCAAGCAGGGUUUGGUAGUCAUGGUUACCGCUGUAUUUGUUCCGAUGGAUAUGAAGGAGGGCUUUGCCAAAUAGAUAUCGAUGAGUGUAGCGAUGGAAGCCAUGACUGUCACUUUGCAGCCGAUUGUACAAACACCGCUGGAUCAUUCGACUGCAGCUGUCAGUCUGGACACCUUGGAGAUGGACGGCACUUUUGCUCAGAUAACUGGAAAAAGGUCAACCUCGAUCCUGUCUGUUUUGGGACAAAAGAUGACGACCACGGAUCUUUUCAUAUCCAAGAAGCCGGUCAAAUCUACACAUUUAAACUUGUCCAUACAAGUGGCUCCGUUACAUGCGACACUAAUCGCUCACCGACGAAAUGGGGAUGCUUACGGCCAGAAUACGGAAAUUAUAACCUGAUGACAGUGAUAACAUACAGCAACAAAACUGUUCUUCCACUUGCUGAAUUCGUGAAAAGUAACGCCGAAAACAAACUGUAUACUUACCAACUUGAUGGUGCUGAUGUCAACUCUCCCACGCUUGUGUUUAAUUUUCUCCCCAUGCCCUUGGUUGUAUCUGUUGGCCAACAGUUCCAAAUUUGGUAUGCGCAUGACUUGGUUGGUUCUACCGAGCAUAAUAACGAUGGUGAGACAUGUGCGGACGUUUAUGCUUUGUACCUUUUAAACUGAAAUUCAGCAUUGAACUAAACCUGAGAUUUGGAAGGUCGAAAGUUUAUUUAUGGAGAUCAAAGUUUUAAUUUGAUUUAACAAGAUCAAGUUAGAGUCAAAUUGAGAGAAGAAAAAGUACGCCUGAAAGAUUAUUAAAAUGUCAUGGGGGAGAGGGUGAAAAUAGGCGUGUGUUGCUGUUUUGAAGGCUAGAGCGUAAUCUUCGAAGAUCAUUUGGCCAGCAUGCCUACUCAUGCCUACCGAAAGUGAAUAUAAAGCGCGUACUAUUAAGUUAGAAGUCAGCCCACCAGAUUAACUCAAAGUAAAUUAGAGUCGAUCAGAGAGAGAAUCAGAGUUUAUCAGUCAGUCUGAGUUAUAACGAGUUAAGUCAAGAGGGAUGCAUUUUCUGUAAGUAUAAUUGUAUAAGAGAACAUAUAUCAAAGAAGAUUGAAAAGGACGGAUCGAGGAUCCUUGGUGCCUUUCGCCGAGCGAAGUUCCAUCUGCAGUAUUUCAGAAACCUUUUCUACAGCGGUUGCUAUAAUUAUUAUUUAGAAAGUUGAGACCUGAACAAUACCAGAUAUAACGUUCUCAUACCAAUGUAGUUAGAUUUUAGCAUUAGCUUGGAAGAGAAGUGUCAAAUACAUUUAAUCAGUGUGGUUUCAAGUAAAAGAAGGGGCCGAGAAAAAUUCAUUUAACAUUUUAAAAAUUAAGAGACCUUCUUAAAUUUAUCAUCAUGUGAUAAAUUUAUAAUAUAAUGUGAUAUGUAACCAAGUUCCAAUUAAUUUCAGUCACUGCUGUUAUUUGGGAAUGAUAAUAGAAGACGGAUUGAAUAAAUUCCACAUGUUUGUCGGUCUCUUUCGAGCUCGCAUUUUGUUCAGUUCUAGUAAUUCUGAGUAAUUUUCAUUUUGAAUGGUAUACGCGCUAUUUGAAUGGUAGAAUUGCCAAAAGUGAAUUUAAAAAAAUCGAAUAUUUGGAAGUACUUUACCAUUUUUUAAUCCAUAGAUUCGAGAUGGCCAAUUAAAAAAAAAUAGUUGUGUAUUGGA